ACGCUAGAGGGCACUAUCUGUCUUUAGUAAAUGAUGCGAUGUGGACAACUGCCUCCAUUUAAACUAGAUUAGAUCAUAUGAGUUUAAUACGUUUCUGUAGUUUACUAUGUCGCUACAUACAGUGUUCAGCAUUUCUAUUUCCCAGUUUUGGGCUGUUAUGUUCUUUGUCAGGCAUUGUUUUCGUGUUACAAGCUUGUGGUAGUUUUUAAGAUAAUUAUCAGAAAAAGUGCCGCAAACCUUGAUUUGUCUGAUUUAUGCUGUGAGAUUAUAUUUUUGAUGUAAUGAUAUUUCUGAACUGAAAAGUAGGUCAUUGGAUUAACAGUUUUAUCUCAGCUCUUCACUUUGUGCCAUUCAUGAGCCCCACGGUCAGUGUUGCAUGUAUUUAGUACCAAAGACCCUCAGAGACGGUGAAGAAUAAGGGCUAGACUAUCGAAUGUGUGCGUCUCCCUGACUCAACCAACGGGAGCCUACUCGCAUGUUCCCCUAAAAGGAAGUGGACCACUCCAUUGCGUCAUGCCAGAGCGUUCAGCAGACUAUCCUCCACUUAGCCACAUGAGAGCAGUGUUUUGAUUGGUCUACGCUCACUCCAAGCGAAUGGGGUGACACUUGCGGACUUGGUGGACAGCUCUGCAGGCCAGUGGAUGUCAACCGGUAUUGACGUGUAUGGUCUUUACCCAGUUUUUGCACAUGUCUGUUAAAACUCGUGCAAUGGAAAAGUAAUUUUAAACACGAGUAUGUGGUUGAUAUAUGUAGCCAACAAAGUAUGCCCUUCUGUUGAUUGUAUUAAAUUAUGUUUCUAAAUCAAAACAUAAGUGAGUGUUUGUAUGAGGUACCACUUUUGUUCAAUGUCAGGCAAAGGUUAACUUAACAUGUUGAUCUUACAAAUAUUUGUCGUAAUAAAUGUCCUAACUGUCCACGCCUGCUCUACACACAGCCGCAUGCAUCAAUCACUGAAAUAAAUCUACAAUUGAGUUCAAUGGUCAGCAAUCACUGCCACACUGCAAUAAAAGCCUCAGCAUCAGCUUAGGGGUAGCAGCCGUCACUGGUGACGCUUAGGGCACCGGGCCAUUUCGUUCGUUUGGUUCUUCCUUUCUCAGCGACUGCGUUCUCACCAACCUACGGAAAGUCGAGUUGCCAGACUUGCCCUGGGACCGAGCAUCCAAGGUUACGCAUCCAGAAAGCUAAAGGCGGGGAUGGAGACAUUCAACUAUCACCUUAAUGCAUAUAUUGACUCAUGGAUGGGUCCAAGGGACUCCCGAGUGCGAGGAUGGCUGCUGCUGGACAACUACCCUCCGACUUUUGCACUGACCGUCAUGUACCUCCUGAUUGUGUGGAUGGGACCCAAAUACAUGAAGAACAGGCCGCCAGUCUCCUGCAGAGGUCUCCUGGUGGUGUAUAACUUCGCCCUCACUCUCCUCUCCCUGUACAUGUUCUAUGAGCUUGUGACUGCGGUGUGGCAAGGAGGGUACAGCUUCUUCUGCCAGGACACUCAUAGUGCAGGAGAAACUGACCACAAGAUUAUCCGUGUCUUGUGGUGGUAUUAUUUCUCCAAGCUGAUUGAGUUCAUGGACACUUUCUUCUUCAUCCUGCGGAAGAAUAACCACCAGAUCACACUCCUACACAUCUAUCACCAUGCCAGCAUGCUCAACAUCUGGUGGUUCGUCAUGAACUGGGUGCCGUGUGGUCACUCCUAUUUUGGGGCCACACUGAACAGCUUCAUCCACGUACUGAUGUACUCCUACUACGGGCUCUCGGCCAUCCCUGCCAUGCGACCCUACCUCUGGUGGAAGAAGUACAUUACCCAAGGGCAGCUGGUUCAGUUUGUCAUCACCAUGGCCCAGACGAGCUGUGCUGUGGUUUGGCCAUGUAGCUUUCCCAUGGGCUGGCUUUACUUCCAAAUAUCCUACAUGGUGACCAUGAUCUUCUUCUUCUCAAACUUCUACGUCAAGACUUACAAGAGCCAUGGUGUGUCUAAGAAGGACUAUCAGAACGGCUUGGUAGCCACUAAGAAUGGCCACAUGAACGGGGUGGGACCCACAGACAGCAAAAGCUACAGGAAAUUGAGGGCUGAUUGACAUCUCCUCAAGGUCCAUAAGCAAGCCUCACUAUCUCCACAGUAGUGCAUAUCCAUAUAAUAUUGCUAGGGAGCAGUGCAAGAUUUCUUAUCAGGAACCCAUAGGAGAUUCAUGCAGACUUUAUCCACUGUAGAAAAAAGCCUACGCCAUUUUGAUCUUAGAGACUCCUGACGUUUUGCACACCAUGAUCUGUUAUUAUUCAUAUUGAAUCAAAACACGUGACCGUUGAGAUUAUGCAGUCCUGGCACUGGAGAUGUUGUGACCAGUGUCGGUAAAUACAUCUCAUAUGCAGAUUAGAGGACAAAACAUUUUUGUUGCUGUUUUUGUUAAUAUAUUGAUGACUGUUGAAAACAAGUAUUAGACUCUUAGUCUUACCAUUCCUCUUUAGUUGUCGUGCAACCUGGACAUAUAAGGGUUAUAUUUGAUUCUCUCAGUCUAAAUAUUUAACAUAAAGCAAGUUAUACUUCAAGUUAUACUACAAACCAACAAAUCUAUAUCAAAUGAAAUAAAUUGAUUUCACGUAGGAUGGCGCAACCCUAGCGAUUAUCACAAAUAAUGCAUAAUGGCUUCCUUUAAGCUUGCUUAAGCCUGAAUACGCAAUUGCAUGCGUUUAAAUGGCCGACUAGAUCAAUGAUAAACUAAGAGGUAAGGAAAUAAUGAUUUUUUAAUUUCACAAUAGUGCUUACAGAAAAUGAAUGAACGUCUCUCUCUCUCUCUCUAAAUAUUCCAACAGUAAAUUGGGUAAUAAUGUAUAAAAAAAACUGUAAAAUGGGUAAACAUACCCUGAAUGAACCUGAUAUGGCUGCAGUCUGAAAUAACACGUGUUUACCUCUCCAGCUCUUACUUGCCCGUCUGUGCAAAAUACAGCUCAACCAAUUUCUUUCUCAACAUUUUUUUUACAGUUACAUUUUUUUUUAUGGUUGUCUGCACUGAAACGUUCCAGACUGUGUUUUCUUUGUUCGGGAGCGGUUUUGAUGAAGGGCUGGUUUAAGAGACCACAGAUCCAAAUAGACAUUAGAUAGCAGCAUUGUUCCUUUAAAAAAGAGUCUUUUGACAUUCCCCAAGUCUUAUCCGCUUCAUUCAGCGAGUCCAACUGCCCUCCUGAGACAGAGCUGAACAUUAAUCUCAUGCAUUGAUGAUGACUCAGGAAAAAACAGGGUUCAAAGCCUGUAGAGAUGAUAGCCAUUCUUAGCAUCUUAGACCAAUGGUUGCAAAAACAAAAAAGUCACAUAGCAAUGAACAGAACUACAAGGUCUUUGCGUGAAUGUGAACCAACCUUGUGUUUAGGUUUAGAAGCAAUGGCAGUUCAAAAGGCUGCCACUUCUGCUACUACUACUGUACUUUUGUACCGUGUUGAUGCUGUUUGAAGUACCACCAUCUCACCAGGUCCAGGCCUAGCAUUGUGAAUGUCGACAGUAUAACUCCCCUUGUUAAUUUGAAUGCUGUUUGAAGUACCACCAUCUCACCAGGUCCAGGCCUAGCAUUGUGAAUGUCGACAGUAUAACUCCCCUUGUUAAUUUGAAUGUUGAAUGUACACUACUUCACCCUCAUGACUGCAAUGAAUGACAAGGCCCCAAACCCAACAGGAAGGGAUUGUGUGUGUAUGUGAGGGACAUGUCUCAAGUCUCUCAAAAAAUAUAAGUGGGCUGUUUCUGUCGAUUCACGCACACAGUAUCCAGUCUCCAGCAUACUAAAACAUGUUCUGUCCAUGCGCAGGUUCCAGUCUCCAGCAUACUAAAACAUGUUCUGUCCACGUACAGGUUCCAGUCUCCAGCAUACUAAAACAUGUUCUGUCCACUCAAAGCACUUGGUUUCAGUCUCUCUGUUGUCCAGAUGGCCAACCACAAAGUAAACGUUCACAUGUGUGUGUGUGCGCGCGUCCAAUAUUUGUACACUGACUUGUCUUAAGAAGGCGAACCAGUGCGGGACAGAGACCUCUGUGGCUUCACCAUUACAGCUAAUUCGUUAAAAUGAGACCAAUUCUAUGAAGGGCAAUUCAUCACACAUACCAAGCGCACAGAAUGUAGUAGAAACACAGUGUGUAUAUUUGCGAUACUCUUAUCUACUUUAUCCAAUACUGUCCAAAACGGCUAUAAAAUUGGUUAUGUCUGAUUUGGCAGAAAUACAGUCCAACAUCCAUGAGAUCAGUUAAAAUCUGUGGCCACAGUUCAAAUACAUGCCAACUGUGUAAUGAUUUGUGUGCCAGCUUUUCUGGAACCCUCAUAGCUUUGCUAUUCCCAUGUUUGUUAAUGUUGCAAUGUACAUGUUCGUGUAAGUUAGUUUUUUUUUUUUUUUACAAUAGCUUCUCUGUCUUUCAAAAAUUCCAUUCCAUAUUUCACUUAUUGGAAUAACUUGUUCCCGUUUGUUUUUGUUGCCAUUAACUGAUUUCCUGGUAUAUUUUGACCUACAUUUCCUGUGGCAAAUAAGCCCAAGAAUGUCGUCCACUGUUAUGUGACUACCUUUUUCACUUUUUAUUUCCCUGUGAUUGUUGCCUUAAUACUUGUGUUCAGUGCUUUUUGGUUUGCUUCAACAUCAUUGUCAUUGCAGUGUAUUAAAAAUCUUAAUAUGCUGUGUUGUCCAUAUGCCUUACUAUACCACAUACCAAAAGACCCCAUGUUGAACCCAGAGAUCUGUUCUUUCAAACAGCUUGGCAGCUAAUGGGCAUUUGACAAUUGAGUUGUCUGAUUGAAUUCUCCUGAAUAUUUAUGCCAGCCAAUCCAAUCACUGAACACAAGAAUGCUAACUGCAAUAAGUAAUGUUAUUGCUGUCCAUUUGGACACUUUUUUUCCAAACUGUAACACCCAAAUGUAUUUGAAAAGUGCCACUUUUUAAAUUGUCUAGACUGUUAAAUGUCCACACCUUCAAUGUCCACAAUAAUCCAUACUUUUACACGUGUAAGUGUAUUUUCAUUUUAGUUUUAAAAUGUGUUUGUCGUUUAUUUAUUUACCUUUGAAUGAAGAAUAAUUUGUGCUUAAUUUGCUUCAGGUGAAUCGCACCUACUUCUUGUUAGCGCACCACAUGACCCUGUACCCUGCCUUCUACAAGUACUGUUAAAAGUUAGACACCCCGUUGUUGAACUGUUCUGUCUGUGACAUUUAAAAUAAAGGUGGGAGUAUGCA
Molecule: messenger RNA, 5194 nt
Organism: Clupea harengus (Atlantic herring)
Lineage: Eukaryota; Metazoa; Chordata; Actinopteri; Clupeiformes; Clupeidae
Gene: elovl5
Product: ELOVL fatty acid elongase 5
Biological process (GO): very long-chain fatty acid biosynthetic process; fatty acid elongation, monounsaturated fatty acid; sphingolipid biosynthetic process
Cellular component (GO): endoplasmic reticulum; endoplasmic reticulum membrane
Molecular function (GO): fatty acid elongase activity
Source: RefSeq, a predicted model, not a curated record